Molecule: messenger RNA, 2550 nt
Organism: Eremomyces bilateralis CBS 781.70
Lineage: Eukaryota; Fungi; Ascomycota; Dothideomycetes; Eremomycetales; Eremomycetaceae
Product: acid protease
Exons: 3
Coding region: 382-2550 (722 amino acids)
Biological process (GO): proteolysis
Cellular component (GO): fungal-type vacuole
Molecular function (GO): aspartic-type endopeptidase activity
Source: RefSeq, a predicted model, not a curated record
UCCGUAAACGACUCUUAGUGUCUCCAACAGACAGCAGUCAGCGCUCAACAGGCCGCCCGUCCCCUUCGCAUAUUCCCGACUCAUAUUCCCACCCCAUCCUCCACCCCCAUUCCCAUCCCCAUCCCAGCUCCGGCAAGUUCUUACUAUCCAUCGUAUCCUCUCUCUUUCUCCAUCUUUUCCCUAUCGCAUCCACCCGAGACAUCUUAGCCCAUCUGAAGGCUCGACGUCCAUCCGGACUGCCAUCCGAGUCACGCUGCGAAAGAUCAUGUCGCCAACUCCUCCGAUCUCUAGAGAUCAAUUGUGGCUACCCCGUCACUAAUCCCUCCAACGGAUGGAUCUUUGCUGCAUCAAAAACCAGAAUCAACCGCAGGUGCGACCAAAAUGCGGUGGUUCUACCGAUUAGCGUUCCGCGUCCCCUCAUCACUGCUCAUCGCAGUCGUCCUCCAGUCCCUCCUCCCGCUGUCGCUCGCUUCAUCGCUGGAAAGAAGAAACUCGACCGUUAUUCCCGCCCCGUACUCGUUCACUCCCGCCCAAAAUUGGGAUGGGAAUGAUGGGCCAUGGAACUCCUACUGGCUGCGCGUUGGAUCGCCCUCUCAAUAUGUUCGCGUCAUGAUCUCGACCGCCAGCCAACAAACCUGGGUGGUAGCACAGGAAGGGUGUUUAUGGGACAUUUUCCCGGAAUGCGGGGACUGGCGGGGACAGGUGUUCAAUUACAGUAAAUCAAGCACAUGGGACGAAAUCGGACAAUAUUCUCUGUGGAUCGAACAGAAUUUGGGGUACAAUGGAGGAGCCAUGUACGGGUAUGAUACGGUGGCGCUGGGGGUUGAUGGGGAGGGGGGACCGGCGAUGACGAACCAGACGGUGGGCGUGUUCGCAGGAGAGGACUUUUAUAUGGGACAUUUUGGACUACAUCCGAAGCCGACCAACUUUUCGGCGUAUGAUGAUCGAAGUGCGAGUUAUAUGAGCACGUUGAAAGAUCAGGGCGUCAUUCCAAGCUUGUCCUAUGGCUACACAGGUGGAGCACAAUACCGGUUCCGCAGUGUCCUCUCAAGCCUCACCCUCGGUGGCUACGACACCUCCCGCUUCAUCGCCAACCCCCUCUCCAUCCCCUUCGCCCCUGACAACGAGCGCGAACUCGUCGUCGCGAUUCAGGCCAUCUCCAUGACUGAUAGCACCAACCCCCGGCUCUCCCUCCUCCCGACCCCGAUCUACUCCCUCAUCGACAGCACCGUGUCGCAAAUCUGGCUGCCCCUCUCCGCCUGCCGCAUGUUUGAAUCGGCAUUCGGCCUCACCUACGACAAUGCCACCGACCUCUACCUCGUCCCGUCCGAACUCCGCGAUAAACUCCUCGCUCAAAACGCAAACAUCACCUUCACAGUUGCCGGAGGCAAAUCGGGCGGCCCCGCCGUCGAUAUUGUGUUCCCAUACGCCGCUUUUGACAAAACGGCCAAAUCACCAUACCGGGGCAUGACGAGCCAGAGUUACUACUUCCCGCUACGCCGCGCACAGAACGAAACACAGUACACGUUGGGCCGUACAUUCCUUCAAGAAUCAUAUCUCAUUGUUGAUCAUGAGCGCAUGAACUUCAGCGUCUCCGCAGUCAACUGGACCGACGGCAGUCCCGCUCACCUCGUCCCGAUCUUUCCCGACGGAUUCGAGCACCCCUCCCCAUCUAAAUCCUCUUCCCUCACCGGCGGCACCAUCGCCGGCAUCGCCAUCGGCAUCACCGCGUUAGUCGGCCUCCUAAUCUUCGCCUUCCUCUUCUACCGCCGCCGCCAGCGCGCAUCCAAGCACCCCCUCCCGCGCGCCCCCAGCGCCACCCCCACCAAACUCUCCACCACCUCCACCGACAACGACGACCCCCCCGCCACCACCGACCUCGUCAUCCCCAAAGCCGAACUCGACGCCACCUCCGCCUCCGCCACCCGGCGCGCCGAAAAAUCCCGCGCUGACUUCUACGCCCCGUCCGACCUGCAAUCCCCCCGUCCCCACGGCUCCGACCCGCACACCCCCAUCUCCGACGGCACCAUGUCCGGCGCCGGCACGCUCAUCGGCUCGGACGCCGGCAUGGUGCUCGUCGAAGCGGACGGUAAGGAGCGCGCCAUCUACGAGAUGCCCGGCGACCUGCCCACGCUCAACGAGGCCGACGGACGCGGGCUGUCGGAGAAAGAAGCGAUGAUGGCGCGCGAGCGAGUGUAUAACGGCGUGGAUCCGAACCCCGCGAGCGCGGAGGGCGACACCGCGACGCUGCGGAGCCCAACGAGUGGGGACGUGAGCCCGACGAGCCCGACGCAGCGGAGCGUGGGGAGCGGGCGGAGCGGGCGGAGUGGGAGGAGUGGGAGGAGUAGGCGGGGAGAGAGGCGGCUGAGGGCCGUAGAGCCGGGGGAGGUGAUGCCGGCGCGGCGAGGGACGGAGGGAAAUCAUGGGCAUGCGGGAGGGCAGUCGCCGCGGAGGAAGUUUAGUUGGGAGGAGCCGGUAGAUGGGGAGGUGGGGAGGGGGAGUGGAGGUGGGGAGACGCGGACGGGAGGGGAUGAGGGGGGUUGGAUAUGA